AUGUAUUCAUCGGAUAUCGAGAAAAAUGAUGCUAUUGCGGCAAGUGACAAAAGUAAUGUUACAACCGAUGAUGAAUUUUAUAAUGAACUUAUGGAUGCACCACCGGAAUUUGAAGAUCAUUUGAUUCCUGAUCAAUGUAAGGAUGAAAUAAUAGGCGUUGAACAUUUAGUCAAAUGUCUUAAUUAUCGAUUUAAUGCGUAUCCAAUCGUUUUUAUGGGUACAUUAAAACAAGCUUUACUAGAAGCUUUAAGUCCGAAAGAUGUUAACGAACGUCGUCCAUUUCUGAUCUAUGUGAAUAAUGAUAAAGGUAUUUAUACAAAUUUAUUUUGUAAACAACUUUUAUGUAACGAAAAGAUUAUUGACUAUUUAAUGAAUAAUUAUGUGCUUUGGGCAUGGGAUGUUACAUUUAAAGCAAACGAACAGAAAUUAAACGACAUAUGCAGCAAUAUUUUUCGUCCAUGGACCAAUGAAAAACAAUUCAAUGCAAGUUUAACUGAUCAAUAUCCAUUAUUAAUUAGUGUUUGUCGUGAUAUAGAUGGUGAAUAUUUAUUCCAUCGUUUAAUCGAAGGUUCAAGUAAAAAAUUUACUGUUACUGAAUUUCUGUCAUGUUUAACACAAUUUAAAGAUAAAUUUUUUUCAAGUGAACAACAAUAUGAAAAAGCGAAAGAAGAAGCAAAACAACAAGCAUUACAAAGUUUAUUUCAGUCUCGUCAUAUUCAUCAUCGAUCAAAACAUUCUCAUGAUCAUGAAUAUCUUCGUUCAGUAUCAAUGUUUCCUCAUCAGAAUUACAAAGAUAAUCCAUAUCUACGUCAUCCAAAAUAUUCUCGAUUAUUAAGUAGUGAUGUUGGUAUGAGAUUCAAUCAAGAGGAAAUGUUUUCUCAUCAUCCUCCAACUAGAGAAGAGAUGAUGCAUGCGUUUGAACAACUUCAUAUGGAUUCCGAUGAUGCUGAUGAUGAAGAUGAUGAUCGAACACCAACUGUUGAACAUCCGGCACCAAAAUUUCCAUAG
Molecule: messenger RNA, 1008 nt
Organism: Rotaria sordida
Lineage: Eukaryota; Metazoa; Rotifera; Eurotatoria; Philodinida; Philodinidae
Source: the annotation of a GenBank genome assembly